AUGUCGACUCCUACUAUUGCAUGUCCUAGAAUCGUAGUGCUGAUCUCGGGAAAUGGAUCGAAUCUGCAAGCCAUCAUAGAUGCAGUGGCUGCUGGUCAUAUUCAGGCACAGAUUUCACUGGUGGUAUCCAACAAAACUAAAGCCUACGGUUUGGAGAGAGCAGCUCAAGCAGGAAUCCCAACCAUGAUUAAAACAUUGAAACCAUACAGAGAUGCUGGCAAGACUCGUAUUCAAUAUGAUCAUGAUCUUGCAUUGGAUAUCAAUCAAGACUCUUUGAUGCCUGACCUGAUUGUUCUUGCUGGGUUUAUGCAUAUUCUCUCUCCAGAGUUUUUGUCACACUUUUAUCCAGGAAGGAUCAUCAACUUACAUCCUGCACUGCCAGGUCAGUUUGACGGUGCACAUGCCAUUGAACGAGCAUUCGAUAGUUUUCAAAAAGGAGAAAUCCAGCAUACAGGCAUCAUGGUCCACAAGGUUAUUGCAGAGGUUGAUCGAGGUCAAGUUGUACUGCAGAAACAAGUACCAAUCCUAGAAUCCGAUACUGUCGAAUCUCUUCAAACUCGGAUACACGCAUCUGAGCAUGUACUGUUAGUUGACGGUAUAAUUGCCAUGCUGGCUGAACAUGCACCUCAUCACGAAUCGCACUGA
Messenger RNA from Batrachochytrium dendrobatidis JAM81, 645 nucleotides. Its product is annotated as phosphoribosylglycinamide formyltransferase. Bases 1 to 645 code for a protein of 214 amino acids. NCBI's taxonomy places the organism in Eukaryota, Fungi, Chytridiomycota, Chytridiomycetes, Rhizophydiales. Gene Ontology annotation, molecular function: phosphoribosylglycinamide formyltransferase activity. Gene Ontology annotation, biological process: 'de novo' IMP biosynthetic process. The record is from RefSeq and is a predicted model, not a curated record. The transcript has 2 exons. Gene Ontology annotation, cellular component: cytoplasm.